Messenger RNA from Macrobrachium nipponense, 1101 nucleotides. RefSeq lists its product as uncharacterized. The transcript has a single exon. The coding region runs from base 1 to 1101 and encodes 366 amino acids. The record is from RefSeq and is a predicted model, not a curated record. Lineage: Eukaryota; Metazoa; Arthropoda; Malacostraca; Decapoda; Palaemonidae. Gene Ontology annotation, molecular function: nucleic acid binding.
AUGGUUAUCAAAGUUCAAUUUUUGUUGUUUUAUGGAUCAACAAAGGAGUCCUUUAGAGUUAAGAGUAAGUUUAAAAAAUGGCACGUGAACUCCAAUCAAGGAUUUCCUAUUUUGCUUUCAAAGAAUAGUGCCUUAACAAACAUCAUAGUUAAUGACAUUCAUGUUCAGCUUGCUCAUUCUGGUUGUUAUGCAGUCCUUUCUGAACUUAGAAAAAGUUUUUACAUUCCAUGCCAUUUUUCUGUCGUAAAGAAGUGUUUAAAAAAAACAAUGUGUCAUUGCAAACGAUUCAAUGCUAGAACUAUUAAGUUAAAUCAAAGUCAAUAUCGUGAAUUCCGGUCAAAUCCUCCUCACACUCCUUUUGCUAAUAUUUUUAUUGAUCACCUUGGUCCAUUUUAUGUUAAGAAAAAUCAGCAAAAGGAGAAAGUAUGGCUUCUUUGUGUUACCUGUACAUGGUCACGAGCUAUCAACCUUAAGAUUUGUCAUGAUCUUUCUAUGAAAGAAUUUUUGCGUGCAUUUCAGAUGCAUUGUUUUGAAUUUGGAGUACCACAAUUAUGUAUAAGUGAUUUAGGUUCUCAAUUUACUGCUGGAUUUAAUUUAAUAACUGAUUUUUUACAAGAUCCAGAAGUUCAAGUUUAUUUUGAAAGCAAUAAUGUAAAACCACUAUCUUUUCAGCAAUACUUUAAAGGUUGUAGUGCGUUAGGGUCAUUGGUUGAGGUAUGUGUUAAAUUGGUCAAGAGACUUCUUUUUGGAUCCAUUAAGAAUAAUGUUUUAUCAUAUUUUGAUUUUGAAUUUAUAGUUGCUAAUAUCAUUCAUUUAGCUAAUAGAAGACCCAUUGCGUUUAAGGAAUCUUUAAGAGAUAUUUCUGACGAACUGCCUGAACCCAUAACUCCUGAGCAUCUUAUUAGGGGAUAUGGAUUAACCUCCUUAAAUUUAAUUCCUGAUUUACAUUACAUACCAUCCGAGGAUCCUGACUAUGAGCAUCAGGUAAAUCCUUCCACUUCUAUACAGUGUCAGUAUGCUAAAUUAAGAAAAAUUCGUUCAGAGUUAUUUGAAAUUUAUCAUGGUGAGUUUUUAGGAACAUUAAUUUCUCAAGGCAGUUGA